Molecule: messenger RNA, 624 nt
Organism: Enterobius vermicularis (human pinworm)
Lineage: Eukaryota; Metazoa; Nematoda; Chromadorea; Rhabditida; Oxyuridae
Source: the annotation of a GenBank genome assembly
AUGGUGCCGGGGUUUUUGUCACGUUUGAUUAUACUAACUGCUGGAACAUUGUACCCUGCCUACAGAAGCUAUAAGGCAGUUCGUUCUAGAGACGUAAGAGAGUAUGUGAAAUGGAUGAUGUAUUGGAUUGUAUUUGCUUUAUUUUGCGUCAUAGAGACGUUUGCUGAUAUAUUUAUCUCUUUCUGGCUACCGUUCUAUUACGAAUUCAAAAUUGUCUUCGUUCUUUGGCUUUUGAGUCCAUGGACAAAAGGGGCAUCUAUUUUGUACAGGAAGUGGGUUCACCCGACAUUAUCGCGCCACGAGAAAGAUAUAGAUACAAUGUUGGAACAGGCGAAAUCUGAGAGUUAUAAUCGGGUGUUGCGCUUAGGAAGUCGGGGUUUACUUUGUGCUCGUGAAAUAAUUGCUACUGCUGCGCUAAGAGGUCAAGCACAGCUAGUUCAACAGCUUCAACGGUCGUAUAGUACCAGCGACAUUCCAACCAUCACUGCUUCUACUCAAAAAACACAUGAGCCAAAAAUCCAAGAAGUUGACGAUGAAUUCAUUGAGAGGGACACUUCCGUAGAAGAUGAUGAUUUAAGUGAAGAGGUAUGUGAUUUUGUUAUAUAUCUGGUUGCCACUCAUUAG